AGUAAUGUAUGGGCCCUGUCUGAAAUGUGGAUGCGAGUUAGCUAGCAAUAUUUGGACCAAAUAAAUAUAAAUGCACUGAUCGCAUUGGCGGUGCAAGGACAGUUUUUAAAGAUCGUCUUAGGUAUUAACAGGAUUUCGGUUUAUUUUAGACGUAGUUGUCCGUUUAGCUAGUGCUAGUUUAGCAUCGACUAUGCUUCGAAUGAAUGGUAGCCAGGUAACGGUGAGCGUUAUCGAGGGAAUUGUGCCGGUAUUAUGUGUAUAAAUGGACAUCAUGACAGCCUCAGAAUGAAUUCAAACAGCUACGUCUUUUCUGUUUCCCAUUUCUCAUUUAGUUUCAUUCAAGACUUAACUGCCCAGCUAAGUAACUCGAUCUGAACGACCAACCUAGCCACUGCUAGCAACACGCGCUCAUUUGCUGCAUAUGCGUCUGUUUGUUGGCUGCGAAGGUCUGCUAGUGCAUGGUCUAAAGAAAGAAUGGAUCAUUCCGUUUUAAAAGACAAACGCCACAAAUCCUCCAGUGACAACCUGUAAAUAUCCACGGGCUUCUGGGUAGCUGGCUAAUUUUGCACUUCAUCUGGGCCCAAGACGCCCCCUCGUAAUAAAUACAUGCUUCGCAGCAGCAUGUCCGUGUCGGUGAUAAUAAAAUGGGGCGGGCAGGAGUACACAAUCAGCACGUUGUCUGAGGAGGACACCGUGCUGGACCUCAAGCAGUCCAUCAAAUCUUUGACGGGCGUCCUCCCAGAAAGACAGAAACUGCUGGGCUUGAAAGUCAAAGGUAAACCAGCCGAGGAUGACAUUAAACUGGGCACCUUGAAACUGAAGCCAAACACCAAGAUCAUGAUGAUGGGGAGCAGGGAGGAAAGCCUGGAAGACGUUUUGGCCCCUCCCCCUGAAAACGAUGAUGUCAUCAAUGAUUUUGACAUCGAAGAAGAGGUUAUUGAGGUAGAGAACAGGGAGGAGAACUUGGCAAAGAUCGCCAGGCGUGUAAAAGAUUACAAAGUGGAAGAGCUGAACCCCCCUAGAGAAGGAAAAAGGCUACUGGUGUUGGAUGUGGACUACACGUUGUUUGACCACAAGUCGUGUGCGGAGACGGGCCAGGAGCUGAUGAGGCCGUUUCUGCACGAGUUCCUCACGACCGCGUACGAGGACUACGACAUCGUCAUCUGGUCUGCCACAAGCAUGAAGUGGAUCGAUGCUAAAAUGAAAGAGCUGGGAGUAACCGACAACCCCAACUACAAGAUCACCUUCAUGCUGGACAGUGCGGCCAUGAUCACAGUGCACACCCCCAAGAGGGGUGUGGUGGAGGUGAAGCCGCUGGGAGUAAUAUGGGGCAAGUACGGAGAGUUCUACAACAAGAAGAACACCAUCAUGUUCGACGACAUCGGCAGAAACUUCCUCAUGAACCCCCAGAACGGGCUGAAGAUCCGUCCGUUCAUGAAGGCGCACUUAAACCGCGAAAAAGACAAGGAGCUCUUCAAACUCUCUCAAUAUCUGAAGGAGAUUGCCAAGCUGGACGACUUUUCAGGGCUGAACCACAAACACUGGGAAAGGUACCUGUCCAAGAAACAGAGCCAGUAGAGCGCCCCCUGCUGUGUGCGCACGUGGCUCCUCCUCCAUCAAGCGGUGGUGCUGGACACUCGAGCUGACAGUUGGCUGCUCCAAACCCCCACCCCUCAUGCCCCGCUUCCUGGUUGAGUAUGUCCUAUAAUUUGUUAGCGGUUAGCAUCGGCCUCCAACUCGCGCACACGCACGCUUGCCGUUCUUCAUCGAUCGCCGUGCGCACGGGUUUCUCGACUGCUGCGAUUGGGUCCGGCCCAACCCCUCUCCAUUUUUUGUGCAUCUGGAAGGUUCCCUUGCUCAACCUGUCUAGCGUAGCCUCUGUUACAGCCCCCCCCCCCCCCCCCAUCUUCCCCCACCUUCCACCCAGGAGAAACGCUGCUGUCUCCUCAGCAUUCCAGAACUUUCCGUCGGUCUGAAAUUGGCCUUUGCUCCGAUUCUAAAUUGUGAGAUGGUGGUAUAUUUUUUCCUCUACGCUAUCCCUUAUAAUCCUUGUCUGAUUGGCAGGGGUUUGACAAGCUGUCUCAUUUCCACACAGGAAGUAAAUGAUGGGGGUUUGGCGCACUGUAGUUUGCUGAAAAUUUUUUUUUUUUUUUAUGCCAGUAUUGCUGGUGAACUGACCUUGGUUCUGAAGGGAGGAUGGAAGUGUCCAAGUGCUGCUUUAAACUACAGGAGUGGGAUUCACAGAGAAGCUUUCACAGAGAAGUGUUCUGAGAGCUCAGAGAUUUCCCAAGCAAAGCUGUCGAAGUGUGUGAACAUCAAACCAAAUACCUUGGUCAAAGUUUACACAUUUCUAAUGAAAAGCCUUUACGAAGCAUGUAUAGCGCCUUUAUCGCCACAGCACAGCAUCUUUUUUCACAUGUUUGGAAGUUUCACAUGUUUGGAAAUUGAAAGGUCAGAAGAGUGACCUCAAUGAUAAUGUGCAUUGUCACAUUUUGGAAUAGCAAUUUGCAUAGCUUAUUAACAUCGUCCUUCAUAAAGCACCGCUUCGUGUUUAAUAAAUUAUUCAUAAAGGUGUUAUGUCAACAAAGUCUUUACACAUGCUUGACGAAGGCUUGGUGAAUAUAUGCUUUGAAUAAACUGUGACCGGUACCGUUUUGGAAGUGUUUGCAUUCGUCUUGUUUCUCUUCCCCUGUUUCUGAGGUUGCGUCAGCUGAAUUGUUCCUAAGUUAUUGUAAUUCCCAAAGCGGCCCUAAAUUGGCCUAAUGCUAGUGCUUUCUGCUUUUUGAAUUGUGUAACUGAUAGAUGGUACCAGUUUUAUACCAUUGUUGGGAGCUGUUUAAGUUUUUUCUUGGCAGUAUUCUUUUUAUAUUUUGUGGAUCUUCUGUGUUUUUGUAAGACAAACUAUCUAAUUUGUUUGUGAGGUCAUUUUUCUUUUGUUGAAACUGACAUAGUAAAGUGUUUUGUAAGAACAUUUCUUGUUUUUUUUUCCACUAAAUGCAUUCUUUUAAGAAGAUGGGGAGAAGAGCAAGAUAUGUAUGAUUUUGUUAGAUUUGUUUUUUUCAGGAUAACGAUAUUUAAAAUCUCAGAAAUCAUGAGUAUUGUGGGUAAGGUUCUCAGGAAAGUCCUCAGAAUGGCUUGUCGUACCUGUAAGACAUCAAAAAGAUGCCCCUUCCUGAGUUUUACUGUUUAGGUGUUUAAAAAGGUACAAAACUGCAGCUGGGUUCGAAAAACCGACUCCAUUUCCUGUGAGCGAGGAGUGGAGUAAUAUCACUGACAGUAGAAAACGCUGUGUCUUUAGAGUAGAGUUAGGUUUACAGGGCCGUCUGCCGGCCGACACCAGGUCCCGCUACACUACGCGCUGUUAAAUAAACCCUCUGCUUGUAGUUAGUUAGAGACAUCCAGUCACUUUUUUUCCAUUGCAUCCCCAGUAUAACAAGCACCUAGUUCACUGAAACAAGCGGACAAAGCAAAACGAUAAUGUUCGUGUCCCGCACUUAUGUUUAUUUUGUGUUUUGAGUGCUCUUAUGCGUUGUGUGCGAGCCUAUUCUAGCCACUCUCUGUUUACCGAGAGCGACGGAGGGGCAGGGUCUGUCUGGAAGUCUCGUACAUUUUCAUUCGUCGACGGGGCGCUCAGUCACGCUAAGCUGUUCUGUGGUUCUGGGCAGAAACGUGCGCAUUUCAGACGUCACCCCAUGAAGGUACUGAAGGAUCCAAUCCGUAGGAUUCCACUCCUGCUUUUUCAAAUAUCAGAGCAGUUAUCGGUGACGGACUGGCUUACUUUUCAGCUUCGCCAUGCUCUAAAGCGACUACCAAAGUUUGCCACGUGCUGAUUUAAUGUAAAAAGAAAAUGUGCUAUUUAAGUCCUACCCAGAAUCCCCCUGUCUCCUCUGUCCAUUCAGAAGCACUGUCCUCUUCCUGUUGCACCAGUCCAUACAGAUGUGAACACAUGUAUAUAUGCUACCUAUGGGGGCAUAUCCUGACUGUAAAUAAAAAUAAUAUCAAUCUUUUUA
Molecule: messenger RNA, 4010 nt
Organism: Anguilla rostrata (American eel)
Lineage: Eukaryota; Metazoa; Chordata; Actinopteri; Anguilliformes; Anguillidae
Gene: ublcp1
Product: ubiquitin-like domain containing CTD phosphatase 1
Exons: 11
Coding region: 607-1578 (323 amino acids)
Biological process (GO): protein dephosphorylation
Cellular component (GO): nucleus
Molecular function (GO): protein binding; protein serine/threonine phosphatase activity
Source: RefSeq, a predicted model, not a curated record